AUGAGCUACAGUAGAGGCGUUCUGAUGUACAACUUCAACGAGGACCGAUUUGGUGAUGACCUGCAAAACAAGCCAAAGGUUGACGAUGGUCCCAAGAUGAGCGUUUCCCACACGGUUCACAACUGGAAGACUCCUUCUACCGGGAAGGCCGAGAAUCCUUCACCAGGAUUGGACAGGCAUGUUCUGUUCGGGCACACUGGCGACAUGCGAGACCCGCACACGAACCUGCAGAAAGUGGAUUUCAUGACUACCAACCAGUAUUUCCAGCAGGAGUUCGCCAAAGCACGUCGAUAA
This is a messenger RNA of Symbiodinium natans, 294 nucleotides long. The record is from the annotation of a GenBank genome assembly. NCBI's taxonomy places the organism in Eukaryota, Dinophyceae, Suessiales, Symbiodiniaceae.